AUGCGGGGCCACAUGGUGGGUGCCUGGGCGCUGCUGGGCCUGCUCCUGGUCUGUCUUCAUCUUCCAGGUCUCUUUGCCCGGAGCAUCAGUGCAGUGGGGGAGGAAGUCCCCCGAGCCUUGCCGGGGCUUGGAUCCCCUUCCUUGGCCAGGCCCCCCAACUCUGAACAUGCCCAACCCAAGCCGGAGGCUGGGUCGAAUGGCCUAGCCAGGGACCCUCUGAAGCCCCAGACGUCUCCAUUGGAUGGGACCCAGCCUGCAGGAGGUCCUUGGGUGCAGAAUUUGCCCUUUUCGGGGGUGCUUCCCUCUCUGGACUCUUGGCCGCCUGAGGAGGAUUGGCCAGUGAUCGCUGCUGCGGCCGAGGACCAGGCUGGGGACGUGCCGCCGGCGGAAGGACUACCUUAUCUCACUAAUGCUGCUGCCCUCCCUCUGGGCAGCCAUCCUCUGCCUGAAGGCUCUUCUGCACCAUCUGCAGGGACCUCCCUGGAUUCAUCUCUCGUUCCUCGGGAACCAGAAAAUAGGCGUCUACGCUGCUUUCUCCCCCCGGGAGCGCAGGGAGGGAUCUCUGCCCAGCGCCCACCCUGGUCUCUUAUCAACAGGAUCCUUCACCCGAGUCUUCCCGGUCAUCCCUGGGGGACCCUGAAUCCUGGUGUGUCCUGGGGAGGUGGGCGUCUUGGAACUGGCUGGGGUACAAGGCCCAUGCCACCAUUCCAAGCAGGAAACUGGGGCAUCACUAAUCAAUACCCAGGUACUAGCUGGGGGAGUAUCAAUCGGUAUCCUGUUGGAAGCUGGGGGAAUAAUAAUCAAUAUCCAGGAGGCAGCUGGGGGAGCAUUCAUCAGAGUCCAGGGGCCACCGGGGGAAAUACUCAUCUACCCUCAGGUGCCCAUAACCGCCUUCCUCCCAGAAUUCUUCGGCCUCCUGGCUCUUUUUGGGACAUUCCAGCUAACUCCCCCAAUUCUCAAGACCCUGGGGUACAGUGGGGGUCCUGGGACCCCUUGGUCCUCCGGCCUCCGGCUCUCCUGUUCUCAGAAGCCCACGCCCCUCUCCCAGUACUGGCCGCGCAGCUCCGGCUCUGA
Molecule: messenger RNA, 1074 nt
Organism: Echinops telfairi (small Madagascar hedgehog)
Lineage: Eukaryota; Metazoa; Chordata; Mammalia; Afrosoricida; Tenrecidae
Gene: CUNH6orf15
Product: chromosome unknown C6orf15 homolog
Exons: 3
Coding region: 1-1074 (357 amino acids)
Biological process (GO): extracellular matrix organization
Cellular component (GO): extracellular matrix
Source: RefSeq, a predicted model, not a curated record